CGUAUACAUACCAAUAAAUGAAUGUAGGAGUAUGUGUACCAAUGUUCCAAAGAUCCCGGAAGUAAAUAGACAGUAGAAGUACAGGAUGUCAGCCCCCGUGGCAACAUCAGACUUUCCGGCCGAUGUAAAACCCUUAUAGUUACUAGUUUAACAUGUGUCACUUGAUUUCAGCGAUUCGUCAUUACAUAUCAGGAAUUAUCUGACUAUGAGAUGUUCUAAUUGACGGUAAACGUUCCCCACGGUUAUCAUACACGCUAUCACGUAAGACAGUGAGUGGCUAUUAGAUGUUCCUGGGGAGUCUGCUGAUUAAGUCGAUGUGACCACUGAGAAAAGGAUUUGUUUUCUAAUUUGAUAACACUGUAGUAACAGAAGGAAUCAGAGAACAACAAGUAACAUGUCCUGCUGUUACCCAAUCACCAACUUGUUCAAGAAAGACAAGAAAACUACAGAACAAGAUAAAACGUCACCAGCGUCUUCUGGACAGGAGCAGUACAAAGUUACUAAGCAACACAAUUACGACGAAGUCGACCUUGACCAAGCUUCGACGGAACCAAACUGGGAAGUGGAGAAGAAGCCGAGGAACUACGAUGAAAUCGAAAUAGGAGCUAACCAAUCGGAACAAAGGUCAAGAAAGCAAGGAGUAGGGCCGCUAAACUACAUUGAAGUGGAAUUUACAGACAAGACACCAACGAAGCCGAAAAUGUCAGUGUCUGAGAAAGAGGCGUCUAAAGUGACGUACAGCGAGGUGACAGUAGACGCACAGAUAUAUGAAAAUCAAUGAUGGUUCAAUACAGGACAUAUAUAUUCUAUACUUCUAAUUAUUUAAGAUUAUUUUAAUGGAUUUGAGAAGGAGUUCCUGCACAGUUUAUAUCGUUAUAAACACUUGUACUAAACUUAGUACAAGUAAAAUCUAAGGUUUGGUGAUAUUUUUUUGAACUCAUAUUUGAUAAUGAUAUUGAAAUACUAAUAUGUGUUUAAAUAAUAAACAUGUACUGUUCAGCCCAAUUAAGCAAGAACUCUGCAGUUCUAGCUUUGUCCCAGAACGCUGGAGUAUUAGGACAUGAUAAAUAGAAUCUUACAUUCGUGUCCAUAUCAUUUUGAAUUUUUCAAACUCGUUCAAUAAUUGUAUACGACACCCACAUAAAGGCUCGUGUUAUAUAAAAUCAUCAAACUCGUUCAAUAAUUGUAUACGACACCCACAUCAAGGCUCGUGUUAUAUAAAAUCAUCGAACUCGUUCAAUAAUUGUAUACGACACCCACAUCAAGGCUCGUGUUAUAUAAAAUCAUCGAACUCGUUCAAUAAUUGUAUACGACACCCACAUCAAGGCUCGUGUUAUAUAAAAUCAUCGAACUCGUUCAAUAAUUGUAUACGACACCCACAUCAAGGCUCGUGUUAUAUAAAAUCAUCGAACUCGUUCAAUAAUUGUAUACGACACCCACAUCAAGGCUCGUGUUAUAUAAAAUCAUCGAACUCGUUCAAUAAUUGUAUACGACACCCACAUCAAGGCUCGUGUUAUAUAAAAUCAUCGAACUCGUUCAAUAAUUGUAUACGACACCCACAUCAAGGCUCGUGUUAUAUAAAAUCAUCGAACUCGUUCAAUAAUUGUAUACGACACCCACAUCAAGGCUCGUGUUAUAUAAAAUCAUCGAACUCGUUCAAUAAUUGUAUACGACACCCACAUCAAGGCUCGUGUUAUAUAAAAUCAUCGAACUCGUUCAAUAAUUGUAUAUGACACCCACAUCAAGGCUCGUGUUAUAUAAAAUCAUCAAACUCGUUCAAUAAUUGUAUACGACACCCACAUAAAGGCUCGUGUUAUAUAAAAUCAUCGAACUCGUUUAAAAAUCCAACAUGAAAUGGACACUAAUGUAAGAUCCUUUAUGUAUGUCAUACUCCAAACACAAUUUUAGAAACGACGGUUUUAGGAUUACUGAAAGAUUAGAGAAUUUCGAGACAUAAACACUUUUAGGAGAUUAGAAUGUUGUCAAUAUUUUCCUAAUAUGGAUUCUGAGGUAGAAGAGUGAAUGUUUUAGUUAUAUAUUUAUAAAUGUUUAAAAUUUAAAAAAAAAAAUUCCUAUUAGAGUUGAAAUAUUUUAAUUUUAAUUAAUUUAUAAAACUUAAAUCAAACUACUCUUUAUUCGAAUUUUCUGAUAUAAAUAACUGGCAGUAUAAAACAGAUUUAAAAAAAAAUAUAUACUUCAGUGGCGGAAUAUUUCCUUUAACGGUGAAGUUAUACCCAACACACUAAGUAAUAUGCAGCUUACAGAGGCUUGUAUCAUGUCCGAGUUUUUUAAAACUUUGGGAGCAGAAAGCAAAAGAGAUAUGAAAUCUAGACAUGUCACAUGUGCCAUAUUAGCUGCAAAACAACCUAUAUACCAAUUUGUCAUGCUAAAAUAUGUAUUCAAAGACAGCUACAAUUGGUGAUUUUAAAUCAGUUGUGCGAGAGACGAACACUGAAGGAUGUGCUUUCUGUUAGUGUCUGGAGGUCACGCAGUCAUUGUGAGUUAUCUCCCCUGGAACAAAUAUAGUAAAACUAUAUACACUGUACUAUGAGCUGUGUGCGGUAUCUCAUUAUUUUAUCUUUUGUUCUUGGACAUAAUUCAUUGUAACAACAAUAUGCAGCGUAAAUGUCCUCCAGCGGGAACCCAACUUUAACAGCAAUCUAACGGAACGAAGUACGUGGUUUGUUUGUGGUUAGAGUAAGAUUUUCGCCAAUGUUUGUUCACUUCAAUGACAAAAGUUAGAAGAAAUUCAGACGCAUGAGUUAAGAUAAUAUUAAUAAUAAUAAUGUACAUAGAAUAAGCCACUCUUUAGUGCUUUACAGUACAUAGAUGAAAGGCUCACUACUCAAGUAAUUUAUGGAGGCACGGUAGUGAAGUGGUAGGACGCCGGGCUCGUGACCGAAGGGUUGCGGGUCCGAGUCACGUCAGGGCAUUGCGUUGUAUACUUUCUUCUGCUUGAGUACGUGGUUGGGCAGUGCUAGAAUGUAGAAUGUAAGCUGUGACCGCCGAAAUGGCAGCACCGGCUGUAUGCUCCCCAGGGAGUUGAGAAAGAUAUUGACUGGUUGCAAAGGCCCUAUAACCACGGAUAAUAAUCUCUGAACCGCUUUGAGACGACCUACGAACUAGGUUGUGAUAAAGCGGUAAAUAAGAACCCCGAAUUAUUAUUAUUAUUAUUAUUACAGUAACGUCAUUUCUAUAUAGCUGCAUUCAUGGAAAUUGCUUACGCUUUUUAUCUCAUAAAUACAUGUGUUUUAUCGCUGAUAGAAGAUACAAUAGGGAUGACUAAUCGGUUUAUUUGAAUUUCUAAUUAUUCUGAGUUUGUGGCCAUCGUGUAACGUUGUUUAUUACACAUAGUUAAGAUGUGAUUGAUACCAGGUUCAUCUAAACAAAGAAAAACGUAUGUCAUGGAUUUAUGUGAUAUUAUCUUAUCAAUAUUGUCAAUUGUAAAUAAAAAAUAAAACCUUCGAGUCGAAACAAUGACAAAGAUGUCUGAUCUGAUUUUAGUGAAAAUAGCCGUUUUUAGGUUCCUAUUAUCAAGUGCAACGGUCCUAGCUAUCAGGUAGCUAUAUGGCGGAACCCUGUGCUAUACUGUCUCUGUCGCUAAAGGAUCACUUCGUGUUUGACUGGGAGCUAUCAAUUUAAAUUUUCUUUUUCAAUCAGAAGGAUUGCUCUUGGCUGAUAUACGUUUCAUGUGUUUAAUUUCUUCUGCGAUGUAUUUUGUGAAAGGAAAUAAAAUCGAACCUUGAACAAAUGUGGCUAUACAAAUAUAAAUAAUCACGUGAUAGAAUGUUAAUUUUGUUAUAGAAAAAAAUUGAAUUUAUGUAAAUACUUUUAUGAAUGUACAAAUAGUAUUCGUCACGUUUCAUGUUAUUUGUAUUCACAAAAUUGUAGUAUUUUUAAUUUACGUACUGUAGAUAACUUAUAUUUUCGCGGAGUUUUCAAUUCGCGGAAUUACCUUCUCGGAUUUAAAUUCACGUUUUUUUCAACGUUCACGCCUAAUGUUAUGCAUACUGACUUUUUCUUGUGAAAUUUGUGUUUUCAGUCGAGAAUACCAGUGUUGUUUAUUUCGUUUUGGAUAACUCUGCUGCGUGCCUGGGUCAGGACUUAACCGAUGGCAAGCUAGCUCAGUAGGACAGGGCGAGGGUUCGAACCCGGGUCUGGUAGCGUUGCAUACUCAUUGUUUUUCUUGUUUGCCGGUUAUUUCAUCUUCAUAUGUUUCCUAAAUGUUCUGCAAAGUAAAGUUCUCUUGUCAGAAAUUAUUUAUCGAAGUCAAAGUCAUGCCGGAAUAAAAGACUCCCUGAGCAGCUACAGUCUAUGGCAGUGGUACGGGGAUUUUUACGUGCAAUUACGCGAAAACAAUAACUACGUGAAAUGUAAGUAAUCUACAGUAUUAGACUUGUCAGUAUUAGCGAGUGGACGUUUUCGUAGUGAAGGACUCGCAUGGCUGAGUGAAUGACUUUUUGGACCACAGUAUGAAAGAGCGAGUAAAUCAAUAAAUCGAUUAAACAAUCAA
This is a messenger RNA of Mizuhopecten yessoensis (Yesso scallop), 4513 nucleotides long. RefSeq lists its product as uncharacterized. The record is from RefSeq and is a predicted model, not a curated record. Bases 395 to 781 code for a protein of 128 amino acids. Lineage: Eukaryota; Metazoa; Mollusca; Bivalvia; Pectinida; Pectinidae. The transcript has 5 exons.